CACCCAGUGUAGUCACCAGCUGGCUAGUACACUUUCUACUUGUUCGAACCUAUGUCGGUGUAUUCUGUCAUAAAGACCAAUGUGGUGGUUUGCAUAUGCUUGGCCCAGUGAGUGGCACUAUUAGAAUGUAUGGCCUUGUUGGAGGAAGUGUGUCACAAUGGGGGUGGGCUUUGAGAUCCUCCUCCUAGCCACCUGAGAAUGUUGUCUUCUGUUUGUCUUUGGAACAAGAUGUAGAACUCUCAGCUCCUCCAGUGCCAUGCCCACCUGGAUGCUGUCACACUCCCUCGCUCCCACCAUACUGGCAAUGGCCUGAACCUCAGAAACUAUAAGCCAGACCCAGUUAGAUGUCCUUUAGAAGAGUUGUCUUGGUCAUGGUGUCUCUUCACAGCAGUGGAAACUCUAACCAAGACACCCAACAACAGCCUUUAUCAGUAUUUCUUGUCUGAACCCACCAUUGUUAUGGUCGUUAUGAAUUAGUGUUUUAGAGUUUUAAUGAUGUCCUGUUUUUCUGGUUGGCCUUUCCUGGCUAUAAAGAGCUAUCCCUCCUGGACAUUUGUGUAGAUAAGGACACGUGGAGUCUCACUUUACUCGUGGCUUAGAAUGUAUCGCCAUUAUUAUUUAUUUGGAUGCUCACCUUGACCCUGAAUGAGUGGUUCUCUCAUUCAUUAAAAAUUAGGUACUGAAGAGGGAUCUUCACUAUGGCGGCACCUCCUUCUCUACCCUCGAGCAUGGCGAGGAUGGCGAGGAUGGCGAGCAUGGCGAGGAUGGCGAGCAUGGCGAGGCUGGCCUGAAGCUGCGGGUGGGGCCAGGAGGUGAUCCCACUGUGCAUUUCGGCUGGGGUGGAUAUCGCUACAGGGACCCCUCACCUCCUCCACGUUCAGAGAGGUGUCAGCAGCAGCUCGCUCAUUCCCGCUCUCCUUGGAGCAACAGACUGGAGAUGAUCAGCAUGCAAGGAGACGGCUUCGUGAGGUCAGUGAGGAGCAGCGGCUGUGGAAGAAUAGCUGGGCUACUCAGGCACGCUGCCUGCUGCUGGAGAGUCUGGCAAAGCACAACUGUGAAGUAGAUGACGAUCUAGCAUGUUAGAUGUUAAAAGAGAUGGCGAGAAGCGGGCCAACCCGAACCAGCUCUGAGUUGACAAUGUUCUGAGCGCACCGACUGUGCUGAACGCUGACUUUUCCUCACAUCAAGGCUCUGAGGGAGGAUGAGGGAGUGCUUGCCUGCUGUGAGCUCCAACGAGUACCAGCUGAUAGAGCCGGGACUUCCUAGGCAGGGUCAAUGUGCUCAAGUAGGCUGACUAUGUGCCACGCGGCCAGGACCUGCUGUGUGUGCUGCGGCAUCCUGACCUCUUGGAGUUUUGAACCCAACCUCUAGGUGGGCAAAUUCAACUCACACGCGUUCGAAGUGGGUGGCCCCUGGCGAAUGCCGCAUGCGAGUCCACUGCUUCUGUGGUGUGAUGCCCGUCAUCUUCGCGGUGGCCAGCAGCAGCCGCAACAUGGUCGGUCAGGGAGGAUAAUCACCCCAUCCUCCUGCAGGGGGCUCCGAACCUCUUCAAGAGCAUCUCAGGAUCCUGCACACCAGCGCUGUGCUCCUCUUCCCCAGCGAGUAAGACCCGCUUGCUUAGAAAGUCCUCGCUGGGAAAUCCACACUCCUCCCGAGGAUGCAACUCCUGAACCUCGAGGGGACCUGCGUGCCACCUGGGUUAGUUCCUUCAUCUGGGAUGAGUUGAUGGGCACCACUACUGCUACCUCCACUUCACCUGUACACCAGAACAUUCUCUGCUUUUUCAAAGAUGGCCCCCGACAUCAUCCAGUGCAUGCAUCUCCGCCCAUACAAGCUGCUCCAAACGGGGGACACCCACUUUUACUUCAGCCUUAAGCAUAAUUAAUUAUAAUUCUGAGAAAUCAAUGCUUCUCCGGAGGACCCCAGAUAAUAAGCAACAAUUCCGGUUCUCUAGAGCUGAGCCAUCCGGUGUCCGUUUUAAGCACGAGGCUGCAUGAAGUCUCGAAGAGUAUUCAACAUUGUGUACGGUGUUAGCGUACCUCUGGGUCAAAACAAGAGCAACAGCAGGAGCAACAGGAGCAGCAGAAACAGCAGCAACAGCAACAAAAACAGCAGCAGGAACAACAGGAGCAGCAGCAACAGCAGCAGCAGUAACAGCAACAGCAGGAACAGCAACUGAGGAGCAGCAGCAGCAGCAACAGCAACCACAGUAGCAACAGCAGCCAUAGCAGCAGCAACAGCAGGAUCAGUAGCAGCAGCAGCAGCAGCAACAACAGCAGUAGCAGGAACAACAGCAGCAUUCACAGCAGCAAAAACAGAAACAAAAGCAGCAACAGGAACCACAAACAGGAGCAGCAGCAACAACCGCAAGAGAAGCAGCAGCAAUAACAGCAGCAGCAGCGACAGCAGCAGCAAUUGCAAUAACAGCAGCAACAGCAGCAGCAGAAACAACAGCAGUAGCAACAUCAGGAACAGCAGCAAUGACAGCAGCAGCAGCAACAGCAACAGCAGUAAGAACAACAUGAGCAAAACGAACAGCAGCAACAGCAGCAACAAUAACAAUAACAGCAGCAACAACAGCAACAGCACACAAAGCAGCAGCAACAUCAGCAACAGCAGCAGCAACAACAGCAGCAACAGCAACAAAAAUAGCAGCAGCAGCACCAACAACAGCAAAAGCAACAGCAGCAACAGCAGCAACAGCAGCAGCACCAUUAACAGCAACAGUAGCAGCAGCAUCAACAACAGCAGCAACAGCACCAUCAACAGCAGUAGCAGCAGCACCAUCAACAGCAGCAGCACCAUCAGGAAUAGCAGCAGCACCAUCAACAGCAGCAGCAGCAGCAGCAGCAGCAGCAGGAGUAAAAGCAGCAGCAACAACAGCAGCAGCAACAGCACCAGCAACAUCAUCAGCAACAACAGCAGCACCAUCAAUAACAGCAGCAACUGCAAUAACAGAAGCAGCACCAUCAACAACAGCAACAGCAGCAGCACCACCAACAACAGUAACAGCAACAGCUUCAGCAGCAACUGCAGCACCAACAGCAGUAACAGCAGCAACUGCACACAAAACAACAACAGCAGCACCAUCAACAACAAUAGCAGCAACACCAGCAACAUCAGCAGCAACAGCACCACCAACAGCAGCAGCACCACCACCAACAGUAGCAGCAACAUCAGCAGCAACAGCACCACCAACAGCAGCAGCACCAUCAACAACAGCAGAAAGAACAACAGCAACAGCAGACAACAGCAGCAGCAACAUCAACAGCAACAUCAACAGCAACAUCAGCAGCAACAACAACAGCAGUACCAACAACAACUGCGAUAACAGAAGCAGCACCAUCAACAACAGCAACAGCAGCACCAACAGCAACAGCAACAGCUUCAGCAGCAACUGCAGCACCAACAGCAACAACAACGGCAGCAGCAAAAGCAGCCACAGCACACAAAGCAGCAACAGCAGCAGCAGCAGCAACAGCAGCCACAACAGCAGCAGCAACAGCAGCAACAAGAGAAGCAGCAGCUAUAACAGCAACAAAAGCAGCAUCAAGAGCAGCAGCAGCACCACCAACAGCAGCAGCACAACCAGCAACAGCAACAACAGCAAGAACAAAAUCAGCAGAAAGAACAGCAGUAACAUCACACAAAGCAACAACAACAACAGCAACAACAACAGCAACUGUAGCACCAUCAGCAGCAGCACAAUCAAAAACAACAGCAGAAGCAACACCUGGAACAGCAGCAGCAACAGCAGCAAGAACAUCAGCAGAAAGAACAGCAGCAGCAACAUCAGCAGCAUCAGCAGCAACUGCAAUAACAGCAAGAGCAGCACCACCACCAGCAGCAACAGCAGGAAGAACAUCAGCAACAACAGUAACAGCACACAAAGCAGAAACAUCAACAGCAGCAGCAACAACAGUAAUAAUAGCAGAAACAGCAACAGCACACAAAGCAGAAACAACAGCAGCAGCAACAGUAAUAAUAGCAGCAGCAGCAACAGCAGCAAGAACAGCAAUAGCAAUAACAGCAGCAGCAUUAAUAGCAGUAGCAGCAACAGCAGUAGAAGCACAGCAGCAACAACAGCAACAACAGCAGCAGCACCAUCAACAGCAGCACCACCAUCAACUGCAGCAACAGCAGCAGCAACUGCAAUAGCAGCAGCAACAACAGAAACAGCACCAAUAACAACAUCAGCAGCAGCAACAAUAGGAACAAAAACUGCAGUAGCAACACCAGCAACAGCUUUAGCAGCAACUGCAGCAUCAACAGGAGCAGCACCACCAACAACUACAGUAGCAACACCUGCAACAGCAGCAGCAGCAGCAACAGCAGCAGCAGCACCACCACCACCAGCAACAGCAACAGUAGCAGUAGCAGCAGCACCAAUAACAGCAGCACCACCACCAGCAACAGCAGCAACAACAGCAGCAGCAACAGCAGCAGCAACAACAGCAUCAUCAUCAAGAACAACAGCAGCAGCACCAUCAUCAUCCACAACAGCAGUAGCAACAUCAGGAAUAGCAGCAACAUCAGCAAGAACAACAUCAGCGGAAAGAACAGCAGCAACAGCAGCACACAAAGCAGCAGCAAGAACAUCAGCAGAAAGAACAGCA
This is a messenger RNA of Rattus norvegicus (Norway rat), 4616 nucleotides long. The record is from RefSeq and is a predicted model, not a curated record. Lineage: Eukaryota; Metazoa; Chordata; Mammalia; Rodentia; Muridae.